GGGAUCUCGUGCACCACACACUCGCUAGCCUGACACUCCGCAGGCCGGGUGGGACGUCGCUGCUGCUCUUAGGUCAUCGGUGUCCCGUGUGACCUGCUUGGGCGGACGAGAUGGGCGUCGAAGUGGGAGCGGCGAGCAGCUUGCUGUUCCUGGGGCUGGCCUGCUCGCUCCAGCUCGUCACAGAUGCAUCAAGUCUGCAGCGGUCCCUGCAGACUUAUCCCGUGGCCAGCCAGGGUUUGUCCUUCCAGUCAGCGUCCUAUGGCACAGGGCCCUCCUACCAGUCUUCCGCCCAAGGGUACUCCAGCCUGGACCCCUUCUGCGGCGCUCCUGACGGCCUCUUCCCCCACGACUGGGACUGUCAGCAGUUCUUCUCGUGCUCCAACGGCCGGGGGUGCCUCUUGACGUGUCCGCGCGGCACAAUCUUCCACAGGGUGCUCAAUGUGUGUGUGUGGCCCCACCAGGCCUCGUGCGUGAAGAAGCCAGGUUCUGUGCCGUCCACCUGGCCGCCGCUGAAGAAGUGCUCUGAGAUCCAGGCAGGUGGUAGUCAAGCUCCACCGAAGCCGCCUAAGCCACCUGUUCCCCCAACUCCACCUCGGCCGCCUCUCCCACCCCCUACGCAGCCGCCACCCCCACCCCCCAGGCCACCGACUCCCCCUAUUCCACCCCGACCCCCAACGACACCUCCGCCGCCGCCGCCGCCGCCGACAACCCCUCGUCCUACAACUGCCCGCCCGCCCACCACUAGCCGCCCGCCUACCGCUCCGCCUCCUCCGCCCUCGUCGACUGCACGACCGCCUUACCCUACUCCUCCACGCCCGUCGUCGACCUCACGACCACCUUACCCCAUCACGCUGCCUCCCCGCCCACACCCAACGACCCCCCGACCCAUUUUCCCCAUAACUCCCUACCCUUGUCCUUGCGCGACGCAGCCCACGCACCCUAUCAACGUCCACCCGCCUAAGCCUGUCGAUCCAGGGCAAAUCCCUCAGCCAAUAGGCGUGGGACGACCUCCUCAGCCCAUAGGAGUGCCCCCUCAGCCUGUAGAUCCAGGACAGCAUCCUCACCCCGUAGGCAUAGGACGACCCCCUCACCCCGUGGAUCCAGAACGACCCCCUCACCCCGUGGAUCCAGGACGACCCCCUCACCCCGUGGAUCCAGGACGACCCCCUCACCCCGUGGAUCCAGGAAGACCCCCUCAACCUGCCGGUCAAGGACGACCUCCUCACCCCAUUGAUCCUGCACGACCACCUCACCCUGUAGAUCCAGGACGACCCCCUCAUCCCAUCGAUCCAGGACGACCCCCUAUCGAUAUACAGUUUCCUGAGCCUGUACAUCCAGGACGACCCCCUCAUCCCAUCGACCCAGGACGACCCCCUCACCCCGUGGAUCCAGGACGACCCCCUCACCCCGUGGAUCCAGGACGACCACCUCACCCUGUAGAUCCAGGACGACCCCCUCAUCCCAUCGAUCCAGGACGACCCCCUCAUCCCAUCGACCCAGGACGACCCCCUCACCCCGUGGAUCCAGGACGACCACCUCACCCUGUAGAUCCAGGACGACCCCCUCAUCCCAUCGACCCAGGACGACCCCCUCAUCCCAUCGAUCCAGGACGACCCCCUCAUCCCAUCGAUCCAGGACGACCCCCUCAUCCCGUUGAUCCAGGACGACCCCCUCAUCCCAUCGAUCCAGGACGACCCCCUCAUCCCAUCGACCCAGGACGACCCCCUCAUCCCAUCGAUCCAGGACGACCCCCUCAUCCCAUCGACCCAGGACGACCCCCUCACCCCGUGGAUCCAGGACGACCCCCUCACCCCGUGGAUCCAGGACGACCCCCUCACCCCGUGGAUCCAGGACGACCCCCUCACCCCGUGGAUCCAGGACGACCCCCUCAUCCCAUCGACCCAGGACGACCCCCUCAUCCCGUUGAUCCAGGACGACCCCCUCAUCCCAUCGAUCCAGGACGACCCCCUAUCGAUAUACAGUUUCCUGAGCCUGUACAUCCAGAACGACCUCCUCACCCCGUGGAUCCAGGACAGCAUCCCCACCCCGUAGGCAUAGGACGACCCCCUCACCCCGUGGAUCCAGGACGACCCCCUCACCCCGUGGAUCCAGGACGACCCCCUCACCCCGUAGAUCCAGGACGACCCCCUAUCGAUAUACAGUUUCCUGAGCCUGUACAUCCAGGACGACCACCUCACCCCGUGGAUCCAGGACGACCCCCUCAUCCCAUCGACCCAGGACGACCCCCUCACCCCGUGGAUCCAGGACGACCCCCUCAUCCCAUCGAUCCAGGACGACCCCCUCAUCCCAUCGACCCAGGACGACCCCCUCAUCCCAUCGAUCCAGGACGACCCCCUCAUCCCAUCGACCCAGGACGACCCCCUCACCCCGUAGAUCCAGGACGACCUCCUCAUCCCAUCGAUCCAGGACGACCUCCUCAUCCCGUAGAUCCAGGACGACCACCUCACCCUGUAGAUCCAGGACGACCCCCUAUCGAUAUACAGUUUCCUGAGCCUGUACAUCCAGGACGUCCCCCUCAUCCCGUGGAUCCAGGACGACCCCCUCACCCCGUGGAUCCAGGACGACCCCCUCAUCCCAUCGACCCAGGACGACCCCCUCAUCCCGUUGAUCCAGGACGACCCCCUCAUCCCAUCGACCCAGGACGACCCCCUCACCCCGUGGAUCCAGGACGACCCCCUCAUCCCAUCGAUCCAGGACGACCCCCUCAUCCCAUCGACCCAGGACGACCCCCUCACCCCGUGGAUCCAGGACGACCCCCUCAUCCCAUCGACCCAGGACGACCCCCUCACCCCGUGGAUCCAGGACGACCUCCUCAUCCCAUAGUCCAACCUCCCCCAGUGCCUCCACACCCGUUCCCUCCCUCGCCCGUGUGCCUCUUCCCUCCCCACCUGUGCACCCCCCGGCCCCCCAUCCCCCGCCCCCCUCCCAUUGACCAGUUCCCCCCGUCCGUGCCCGAACCCACCGACGUGCCCACCCACCCGACCAUCCCCCCUUCGGUAAUCGACACUCUGGGGGGCUCAUCGGAGUGUUGUGAAUGCAAAGACGACGACGACGACGACGAUGACAGAUAUCGGUCGAAUCUAGUUUUAUCGCCGAACCAGCUGGGAGACAGGUCCCCCGUGGUGGUCGUGGUGGGCAACCCUGGCACCAACGACCUGGACUGGCUCUCACGGAUUCUCCAGUAUGGCAAAUAGAUUAAGACACAUGUGGGUCGAUCUGCCUCCCCAACGUCUCAUCGCUAAGGAAAAUGAGAUGAACGGUUGUGAUUUAGUGAAGGGAAAGCAUAAAGGUUAGGAAGGGGGAUAGCGGAGUCACAUGCUAAUCAUUUGGGCAUUUUCUCAUGACACUGAGUUGGGGGAUUCACACCAGUAUUCCAAGGGCCCUGGCUCUGAAAGAAACUGGAGUUCAAUCUCUCUUGCGCGCUUGUUAUUAUGUACAUUUCCAUUUGAUAGCGUAAUCUUAAAUAAUGCAUUCAUACCAAGGGUGUAACAGGUGUGUCAUAUCUUCAUUUUCAUGUUAUUAAUUUUACUCUUUUGCCAAAGUUUGUGGCAUUAAAAGACUUUUUUUUUAACUAACACUCAACUAACUGCAACCGAAGGAGCAGUUUGUUAAGACUAUAUGUAGAGUUUUUGUGCACACGCUGAGAGAACUCACAUUCCAAUAUGCUUUUAAAAUUCAGUGACAUCUAACUACCGAGUAUGGAGUUAAGGCGCAUGUCACUAUUUAUUUCUAAGAUUUCUUGAUCAAAAAAGGACAAACUAACUUUGCUAUAUGAAAGGCUGUAGCCCCGCAAAUCUUUUCGAAAUGAUUAAGCUUCCAAAAGUAUUCCCAGAUAAGAAAUAAUCCCAUGUAAGGAGCUUAACGAAUGUGGCAUUACAGGUGUUUCUACAUUGUUGGUAUUGCGAUAACAAUUCUUGUUAGUAUGAUAAUCACAAACUGUAAUGUCUCUGUUGGCUAUUGCUUACUGAUAAUCGACAUAUCAAAUUGUGUACUGUCCGAUGUAAUUAUGUCGCUUUGUUUACAUUUAAUAAUAAAGAGUAAUAAUAAAC
Messenger RNA from Penaeus chinensis, 4070 nucleotides. RefSeq names its product basic proline-rich protein-like. Gene Ontology annotation, cellular component: extracellular region. Gene Ontology annotation, molecular function: chitin binding. The transcript has 5 exons. The record is from RefSeq and is a predicted model, not a curated record. NCBI's taxonomy places the organism in Eukaryota, Metazoa, Arthropoda, Malacostraca, Decapoda, Penaeidae. The coding region runs from base 111 to 3215 and encodes 1034 amino acids.